AUGAUCAACCUCUUGGGAAUGUGCAACUUGUUGGAAUCAAUGGCACCCAUUCAGAUGUGUACAGCACAACCAAAUCCCGUCCAGGGACUGUACGAAUAUGGUAUAUUCAGCACAUUUUUUGGUGGGAAUAAUGUUCCAGGCCAAUUCAGCCAUAAAAGCAGGGGGUCUUCAAUAUCUUUUACUGUGCCAUUACUUGAUAAUCACAGAACUCGAGGCUUGAUUGUCUUUGUUGUCUAUGUGAAUGCUGUCUGUGAUUCUCCUAUUAUCAACCCCCAUGGUACGCUACUAAUAAGAGUCAAAAAUAAGAGCAAUGGUCUGAGGAGGGUGUAUUACCCAUCACACUACGGUAUUCCAGGUGAAGGAGAAGACAUGAUAUGGUUAAGCCACUGGAAUUUGGAUGAUCAGUUGCAAGGUGGCGAUGAAGUGGUUGUUUCUGUAAUUAUGAAAUCAUGGUUUCUGGUAAAGGAGUUGGGCAUCCGACUUGUGCAGGUGCAACAAGAAGAGAAUCAUAAUAUGAUUUCCACAGAUUCUUCUUAUGAUCAUCAAAUAUGGUAUAAUAUGAGCCCUGGGGACUCUGAUGAAGAAGAUACGAUAGACGAAGAAGAAGAGCAACAGGAUGAUAUCACAGUUGCAACCACUACAGGCAGCAAUAACUCCGGCGGCCUCUGUGGCUGGAAGGUGCUCGCAGCUUGUUUCUGUUGCCCUGGAUGAAUUUCUUGUACAUCUCAGCAGCAGACUAUUUGUUUUUGCAUACAUCUUCUUCGGAGAUAUUUUUAUUGACCCCAUUUGUUCUGGGGGAUUAUUUUUAUUGACCCCAUUUGUUCAGUUUUAACAUAUCUUUGGGCUGGAAAACUGAAGUGGCCCAACCCAGAUUGUGAGAUUAGCAUCUGCAUCUGC
Prunus mume (Japanese apricot) is the source of this 897-nucleotide messenger RNA. The record is from RefSeq and is a predicted model, not a curated record. Lineage: Eukaryota; Viridiplantae; Streptophyta; Magnoliopsida; Rosales; Rosaceae.